Messenger RNA from Pyricularia grisea, 1103 nucleotides. RefSeq lists its product as uncharacterized. Bases 198 to 857 code for a protein of 219 amino acids. Gene Ontology annotation, molecular function: peptidyl-prolyl cis-trans isomerase activity. Lineage: Eukaryota; Fungi; Ascomycota; Sordariomycetes; Magnaporthales; Pyriculariaceae. Gene Ontology annotation, biological process: protein folding; protein peptidyl-prolyl isomerization. The record is from RefSeq and is a predicted model, not a curated record. The transcript is spliced from 6 exons.
GAAAGAUUUUUUUUCCAGAAUUGACCAUCACAGUCUAGAACUCUUUUUUCUGCCAUUGCUCGGAUCUGUAUUACAAGUGUACUCUAAUUACCAUCUGUAUCAACAAUAUCGUCUUUUUAUAGAACAGCCCUCACUUUUCGAGUCUUAUCCUACUAUUUACCAUUUGAUCAAGCUUCGUGCCGAUUUUAACAGACAGAAUGAGGACUACUCUUCUUCGACCCCUCGUUCCCCGCCAGAAUAUCUUCUCUUCCUCCAUCCCCAGGACUUCUUUUGUUAAAGCAAACUUCGUUUCUACACCGAAAACUCCCAUCAACAACACCACUCGAGUCCGCUUCUAUUCUGGCACCAUGUCCAAGCCUAACGUUUUCUUUGAGAUUCAGUACGGGCCGCGCGGUGCCGACCCCGUGACUGGGCGCGUCGAAUUCAAGCUCUACGAUGACGUAGUCCCCAAGACCGCCGACAACUUCAGGCGUCUCUGCGUUGGCGAGCCCAACGUUGGAGGCUACAAGGGCUCCAGCUUCCACCGUGUCAUCCCCCAAUUCAUGCUCCAGGGCGGUGACUUCACCCGCGGCAACGGCACUGGUGGCAAGUCCGUCUACGGCGAGAAGUUUGCCGACGAGAACUUCAAGCUCAAGCACGACAAGGUCGGACUCCUGUCCAUGGCCAACGCCGGCCCCAACACCAACGGCUCGCAGUUCUUCAUCACCACUGUCGUAACCUCGUGGUUGGACGGCAAGCACGUCGUCUUUGGCGAGGUCGUUGAUGGUUACGACCACGUCAAGGCAAUUGAGAAGCUUGGCUCCGGCGGCGGUACCGUGAACGGCACAGCCACCAUUGUCAACUCUGGAACCGCUUAAAUCGGGUUUUUGCAGAUCACAAAUUCUUGGUCUUGAUUGCGUGUGUGCGCCUAGUCGGGACUGCGGGGUUCAUGGCAUAGUAGUCGGGUCUACUAGGUUGAUUAGGUCUACCAGUUGGACUGAGGGCGAAACGUCGAAGCAGUUGGGAGGGUAGAAACAGUUGUUUUGAUAAGAUACGAAUGGUUCCAAUCCUAUAGCGUUAGUUCCCAGUAACCUAAAAAGCAAUCACACUCACGUCUGGUUCCA